UUUAUUUAACUUCUACUUUGAAAGUUAGUUUGGUUCAUGUCCCAUCUGCUAACCUGGAGGAGUUCAUGACCUAUAUACCGGGCAGUGACUCUGUGUAAUCCAAACACCACCGUUUCCUCCUGUUUGAUCAGAGAAGUUCCACCUUUUGUUUUUCAAUGUGAAACUUGAUCUGUUGAGAUCCUUGAACGAGUUCAGAGCCUGAGAGUUGAUGUUGAAAAUAUAAACUCAGAGUUUCCCGUCUUUGUGUCUCCAGUAAAAAGAGAACAUCAGUGGAGCCAAACUCCUGAAGUCAACUCUUCAGAGGAGCUUAGGAGAAAGAGAGACAAAGAAGAAGCUGGAGAGUGAUGGAGAGAUAAACACAGAGCGUCUCUGCUUUCUGCUCAGAGUUCACUGGUUUCACUGGUUUUCACUGGUUUUCUGCUGUUUCAUGAUCACGUAACAGGGAGACGACUCAGUUCAGCAGGACAAUGACGAUGGGCGUCCCCUCCCUCGUCCUCAGCGAGAAGUAAGAAAGACGUUUUGUUUUGGGCGAGGCUUAUAAAGGAAUCAAAGCCUCGUCCGACCUGCUCAUCUUCACACGACUCCUUCUCCAGAACAAACUGCACGCCUCGGACCGAGAGAUGGUGUUGAGGUUGUUGGGACUCCUGGUCCUGUCCUCCUUAUGCUCUGCCAUGCUGCUACCGAACAUGUCCCCAGAGUCCAGCGAAGAGGACGGCUCCACCUCGGACCCCAAGAACGACUCAGACUGGGAGGAGAUGCCCAAAUGGCCACCAAUGUCCCGCAGCGGCCUCGGGCCCGCGAUGCCACCGUGGCCAGACAGCGGCAACAUGACCAACGAUUUCAACAAAGUCCGGAUGCUACAGAGCCCCGGGCCAAUAAUGCCCCCCAUAUCUGAAGCGGCCAUCUGCGACGUCCUCCUGAACUCAGCAGUGCCGCCGCCUCUCGAGCAGAUUCCUCCUUUCUGCAUCUGCACCCUCUGUAAAGGCACCACGGGGCCCAAGGGAGAUCGUGGAGACCGGGGCUUUUCAGGUGAACCUGGGAGUCCAGGCAGAAGAGGAAUGACGGGGUUCAGAGGUCGAGCAGGAUUCACAGGUCAUCAGGGGAUGAAAGGUCAGAAGGGCGACCUGGGGAAGGAGGGGCAGGACGGUCCUGCCGGAUUCACCGGGGCAAAGGGCGCACAAGGCUUUAAAGGGGACAAAGGAGACACAGGUUUGAUAGGGCCCCCAGGUACACUGGGUCCCCAGGGAGAAACCGGCACAUGUCCUGCCUCCUGUGAUAGUGGCCAGGGUACACAGGGUCCCCAAGGCCCCCCUGGACCAGCUGGAGCCCGGGGCCUGCCUGGGGUUGAAGGAGUUGCGGGACCUAAAGGUUUCAAGGGCGAUAACGGUGUCCUGGGUAAACCUGGCGAACCCGGUCUGAAUGGCCAGAAGGGUGAUCAGGGUGAUCAAGGAGUGUGUGAGUGCACUGAUGGAAUGAACGGCACUGAUGGGAGACCAGGAGAAAAGGGGAAUAAAGGGAACAAAGGGGACACUGGUGUCCAAGGUGCAAUGGGCCCCAUUGGACCAAAAGGCGACCACGGCAUCAAUGGCUUCAAUGGUCCACCCGGUCCAUGUUCCAUAGCCAUCCAAUCAGCAUUCUCUGCAUCUGUCAUCCAAUCGUCUCCCAUCCCAGACUGGCCCAUUCCUUUCCCACGUGUCCUCCUAAACUGGUUUGGCCACUUCGACCCACUCUCUGGCAUCUACACAGCCCCCGUCAAUGGCACCUACGUCUUCUCCUUCCACCUGGUCGUCUCCUUCAGGACACUUAAGGUCGGCCUGUUCCACAACUUCUACCCUGUAGUCAAAACAACAGAGACAAGAAACCAAGCCACUGCCAGCCAGAGUGUCGUCCGCCACCUCACGCAAGGAGACCAGGUGUGGCUGCAGGUGAAGAACAAUAAUACCAACGGCAUCUACACUGACAGUGAGAGCAGCAGCACGUUCUCUGGGUAUCUGCUGCACCCUGACUCCUGCGAGAUGCCCUUCCUUCGAGGUUUCUUACCAGAUGAAAAGAAAGAGAACGGACAAUUUGGCUGGGAUGGUCCUCCAAACACCACCACUCCUCCACACACCACCACUCCUCCACCUUAGUAAGCUCCAGUCAGUCGCACAUUUGUAGAUGAAGUAUCCUCAACUUGCCAAUCAAACGUUCUGUGUAUUUCUAGAAGUUUCAAGCUACUCAACUCGCUGUUGUUACCCGGUUAGAAAGUGACUGAGUCAAUCACAACUGCCCCAAAUGUGUCGUCACACAGGAAGCAAGUGAGUGUGCGUCGGCAGACGGACUUUCUUGUGUUAAAAGACAAGCAAGUCCAGUUGAAGGUCUUCUGGAGAUACCUUGACCUGGAUGACUGAGAAUCUUGACAGAGAUUAGAUCUGAGCCAUUUAUGGACUAAAUCUGUGUUCUUGUAGAGAAGGUUGUUGGAAGAUGUGGAACUGUUACUCUGCAAAACAACAACAACUCAAAUAUGACUGUGCUGAUUAAAUCUUACACUGACUUUUCCUCUCUCUCCACCACAAGAUCACAAUCAGUAGUUUUGGGAGAAAUUUCGUUCAGAUGUUUCUGGUGACUUUUCAUCAGGUGAACAUUUUGACGACUCUAGGUUGAGUGUAAAUGAUCAACAAGCUAAACUAUGACACCUGCAUUGAAACAUGCUACUUUCAAUAUGUGUUAUUUACGAUGUAUUCAGGCGUUGUUGAAGAAAAACGAUUCUGUGAUUUUGAAAAUAAAGUUGUAAUAUUAGUGUGACAUGAAAAUCAAAAGAUCUUUCCGUCUCCUGAGUGUGCUGAAUCUUCUUCAGUGGAAGUUUCACUAAAUACUUGAUGUUUGUCUCAUCAUGUCAAUAAACUUAGUAGAAAUAAGUAUUUUCCACGGUUUUGUCUUAUUGUGACUCCUGCAUUUGAUCAUUUCUUUAGUAGCUGAUUUCUGAUCUGCAGAAUCUGCUCUGAUGGUCAAUGUUUUAAAGAGACUUUGCGAGAGAGAACAUUUAGCUUCUAUCCAUCAAUCCACUCAGCUGCAGCUUAUUUUGAGAGCUUCUGUCAGUUUCUG
Platichthys flesus (European flounder) is the source of this 3084-nucleotide messenger RNA. RefSeq names its product inner ear-specific collagen-like. The record is from RefSeq and is a predicted model, not a curated record. The transcript has 5 exons. Gene Ontology annotation, molecular function: protein binding. Bases 621 to 2129 code for a protein of 502 amino acids. NCBI's taxonomy places the organism in Eukaryota, Metazoa, Chordata, Actinopteri, Pleuronectiformes, Pleuronectidae.